CGCAAAAGAGAAAGGCUCCCCUCUUGCUACCGGAGUUUUUUGUUAAAUCUGAAGAUUUUGACCACUGAUUUGCGAUCACAGCCACAGGAGAGUACCCUGGCAUCUUCAAUCUGAUUUUGGUCAGUUGAGAGGCACUGAUACGCUGAAAGAAGGCGAGUUGGGAGAGCCGUUAGACUCAAGCCAAAGGCGCCUUGCCGCAGUUCAAAGCGGUUGCCUAGCAACCAAAAGCUACGACGAGUUUACAGCUGUUUUAAAGUGAUCCCGACGUCGCACAGUGAUAUAAGUUGACAGACUGACACCUCAAAUUGAUCUCUGAACGGCGCAAGAUACGAAAUUGUUGGAAAAAACAAGUUAAAGUACCGCAAGUCGCCAAAGAAGCAACUGCCGUUAAGACACAAGCAAGAGGCAGUGACGUCAGUGACUGCCGCGAUGCGAAAAGGGGGAACAAGCAGUAAAGCUUGCAGGGCAAACAGCGCUGGAUGACGGAAUCUUUGCUCGCCAAAAAUGAAGGUCCUACAAAAAGACGAGACCAAGAUUGCUGAGAGUAUUCUACGAAAAGACCUACCCAAGAGUUUUCAGGUCUAUGGAUUCUUAUAUGCUUACAACAGGAACAAACCUAGCAAUAUAAUGUUCAUUGUUGAUACAUGGCCUGAUUUUAAGGUCAUCAUUUGCCGACCUGAUCCUGAGAAUAAGCUAGCCUUGGAAUGGGUAAAAAAGAUAAUAUUUUACUGCAAGGAUGAGCAGAUUUUGAAGAAAAUGUUAUUAAAGGACGAAGUAGUUGACUGGAGCGGUUAUUUUAUUGUUGGAGGCAUUGACAGCAUUCAUACCCUCACGCUCAAAGAGGUUUCAUCGAACAGACAAGUCAGCUACAAACCUAUGGUGUCUGCACAUCUUCUGUAUUUGCCAGACCAUAGCUCUCUGAUGACGCCAGUAUUUGACAGUGCCCUUGAAUCAAGGGUUUCACCUCUCAGUCAUUCCCAUGUUGACCUGGUAAAUCAAACCUGGAAGUUUGGAGGAGAUGAACACGGAUACAACAGAAUUAAAGCCCAGGUCAGCAACAUGCCUUCAUGCUGCAUCACUGAUGAUCAGGGUCGGCCUGUAUCAUGGAUACUUUUGUAUGAGUACAUGGCAAUGGGCAUGUUGUAUACUGUGCCCGAGCACAGACGAAAAGGGUAUGCCAAAGUGUUGGUCCAUACCUUGGCCCAGACACUCCUUAAUCAGGGUUACCCGGUGUUCUGCUACAUUGAGGAGGAAAACACGGUCUCUUAUAAGCUUUUUAAAAGCCUUGGCUUUAUUGAGGAUCCCUCAUACAGAGUACUCUGGGCUCAGUUGAACUUGUGAUGUUGAAAAGCGUCAAAAUUGUCUGCACCAAGGAUGACUUAAAUUUGAUUAAUCUGAAUUUGUCAACCAAAGUGCCAACAUCUUCCCCAGUCAGCACUCACUAAUGUGUUUAUUCUACUUUAAUAAAUACACUGAUAAAUACAUGCACCUGGGAAUAGGUUGAUUGGCAACACUAAAUUGGCCCUAGUGUGUGAAUGUUGUCUGUCUAUCUGCGUUGGCUCUGCGAUGAGGUGGCGACAUGUCCAGGGUGUACCCCGCCUUCCGCCUGAAUGCAACUGCGUAAGGCUCCAACACCCCUGUGAUCCCAAGAGGGACAAGCGGUAGAAAAUGGAUGGAUGGAUGAAAAAGCCCCUCCCUGAACAUAGCCACACGCUACCUAGUGGCAACAGGAAUCACUUUUUGCACAUGUAAUAAUUGCAAUAUAAGGUAGUUCCUCACAGCCCAAACGUGGCAGUUACAGACAACAUAAAGUACAAGGUAAAUUCAACCAUGACUUCAAGUUAUUUUGUUUAGCUUGUGGUAACCCCCUUGAGACUGGGCUAAGUUCCUUUAUAUAAUUGUAUUCAUUUGUUCCACGUUACGGUUAUUAUAUUGAGAUCACCAGUAUAACUUCACCAAUAACAAUAAAAUACAUGUGUAAUUUAUAUAUUAUCGAGACAUACUAAUAUAGGUAUGAUAUAUGUUUAUUGUACUUUGAGCAUUAAUAUUUUCUUAAUAUACUUUCACUUGUAUCCAUGUAACAUUGUAUCAGCAUGGUUUAAAGGCAAUCUUUUGUAACCCAAAUAAUCCAUAUGUGUGAUCAAUAUACAAAUAAACAUGAAGCAUUUUGAUUAUU
Molecule: messenger RNA, 2176 nt
Organism: Entelurus aequoreus (snake pipefish)
Lineage: Eukaryota; Metazoa; Chordata; Actinopteri; Syngnathiformes; Syngnathidae
Product: glycine N-acyltransferase-like protein 3
Exons: 6
Coding region: 505-1341 (278 amino acids)
Cellular component (GO): mitochondrion
Molecular function (GO): glycine N-acyltransferase activity
Source: RefSeq, a predicted model, not a curated record